Lodderomyces parapsilosis is the source of this 681-nucleotide messenger RNA. RefSeq lists its product as uncharacterized. Bases 1 to 681 code for a protein of 226 amino acids. The transcript has a single exon. The record is from RefSeq and is a predicted model, not a curated record. NCBI's taxonomy places the organism in Eukaryota, Fungi, Ascomycota, Pichiomycetes, Serinales, Debaryomycetaceae.
AUGAGCUUCUCUGCCAACCCAGCAAAUGAAAUAACUCCACCACCAACACACCAACAGCAAUACCAACAACAAAGCUCAAACACGCACCAUAGUAAACGAAGAAACGAUGAUGAUAACGAACUCAGUCAAGAACAACAACAGCGAUACAAGAAUAUGACUCAAGAAGAAGCCAUAAAUUCAACAACAGAGUGGCCACAAUUUAUACAUCCAGAUGGAGGAACAGUCAAAUUAUCGCCAUGGGGAUCAAUACGUGAGUUUAUCGACCCAAAAACCAAUGAAACGGUGACAAAGUUUGAAGAUUGCAAUUUUGAAGAAUAUUCAUUCAAGUCAGAAACCGUGGAGAAACUAUAUCAAACACCAGAUACACCACAAUCCUUGUACCAUCGACCCACUAAUCAAUCAGGAGACUAUAACAAUCACAACAGUACUGGUGCUGUUGCUACAAAUUCAUCUAAUUCGAGAUUCACAUUGAGCCCAAGUAAUGAAGUUGAAGGGUAUGUGGUUGAUGGAUAUGACCAAUACCGGAAUAACAAUGAUGAUGACGUUUCAUUUUCAAGUGUUCAUGAUGCUACUCAUCAUCAGUAUCAAGUUGAACAAGAAAAUUAUUUCGGCAUUGGUGGUGAACAAAUGGAAGAAUUUGAUUGCAGUUACAAUGAGGAUGAAGAUGAGCAGAUGACAUAA